This is a messenger RNA of Papilio machaon (common yellow swallowtail), 1420 nucleotides long. It is a transcript of the gene Usp12-46, whose product is annotated as ubiquitin carboxyl-terminal hydrolase 46. Gene Ontology annotation, cellular component: cytosol; nucleus. The coding region runs from base 179 to 1303 and encodes 374 amino acids. The record is from RefSeq and is a predicted model, not a curated record. Lineage: Eukaryota; Metazoa; Arthropoda; Insecta; Lepidoptera; Papilionidae. Gene Ontology annotation, molecular function: cysteine-type endopeptidase activity; cysteine-type deubiquitinase activity. Gene Ontology annotation, biological process: protein deubiquitination. The transcript has 8 exons.
AAUUGAUUGAUUGUCAAGAACAUGAUUGACUUGACUUUUCGUUUUCGUUUCUCAGAUUAAUUUAAUUUCAUCUGAAAUAAUAAUUAUGUUUCCAGACACAACAGUGAUCACAUAAAUAAUAUUUUUGGCUCCCUACAUUGUGUGUUCCAUACAAGAAGUCGCUAAAAACAGAUUGCAAAUGUCAAUAUGUCAGGAUCUCGGCCUUAAUUUCCAACAGAGAAUGGGCGCAAAUAUAUCACAGUUAGAAAGAGAUAUCGGGUCAGAGCAGUUUCCACCUAACGAACAUUAUUUUGGUUUAGUUAAUUUUGGCAACACUUGCUAUAGCAAUUCAGUGUUGCAAGCAUUAUACUUCUGUCGGCCUUUUAGAGAGAAAGUACUUGAAUAUAAAGCAAAAAAUAAAAGAACAAAGGAAACACUUUUAACAUGCCUAGCAGAUUUAUUUUAUAGCAUUGCUACGCAAAAGAAAAAAGUGGGUUCUAUAGCGCCCAAGAAGUUUAUAGCUAGGUUAAGGAAAGAAAAAGAAGAGUUUGAUAAUUAUAUGCAACAGGAUGCCCACGAAUUUUUAAAUUUUUUAAUCAAUCACAUAAAUGAAAUUAUUUUAGCGGAACGCAAUCAGAGUACAUUGAAAGUGCAUAAACCUGCGGGUGAUGUGACUUGCAACGGGUCUGUGCCACAGAGCGCGGAACCAACCUGGGUGCAUGAGAUCUUCCAGGGCACCCUCACCAGCGAGACCAGGUGUCUCAACUGUGAGACUGUCAGCAGUAAAGACGAGCAUUUCUUCGAUUUACAGGUGGACGUUGGUCAGAACACAAGCAUCACUCAUUGUUUAAAGUGCUUCAGUGACACGGAGACAUUGUGUAAUGACAACAAGUUCAAAUGUGACAACUGCAGUAGCUAUCAAGAGGCUCAGAAACGAAUGCGGGUCAAGAAACUGCCUCUCAUACUAGCGCUUCAUCUCAAACGGUUCAAGUACAUGGAACAAUACAAUAGACAUAUCAAGGUCUCCCAUAGAGUUGUCUUCCCUUUGGAAUUGAGGCUUUUUAAUACUUCAGAUGAUGCUGUGAACCCGGAUCGUCUGUACGAUCUGGUGGCGGUGGUGGUGCACUGCGGCUCCGGACCCAACCGCGGACACUACAUCAGCAUUGUCAAGAGCCACGGCUUUUGGCUGCUCUUCGAUGAUGAUAUGGUCGAUAAAAUCGAUGCAUCUGCUAUAGAAGACUUCUACGGCCUAACUUCUGAUUUACAGAAAUCGUCCGAAACCGGAUAUAUACUCUUUUAUCAGUCCAGAGACGCUAGUUGUUAAGUUAUACUAGUUAUAGUAAUUUAUAUAUAGUAUAUUUAAGUUAGUGGUCAAAGGAUAGUUGAACUGAGAUGCCUUGUUUGUUAACGUUGAAACGGCACAAGUUACUGAGAUUGUUCU